Serendipita indica DSM 11827 is the source of this 1155-nucleotide messenger RNA. The record is from the annotation of a GenBank genome assembly. Lineage: Eukaryota; Fungi; Basidiomycota; Agaricomycetes; Sebacinales; Serendipitaceae.
AUGACGCAUUAUGUCGUGUUUUUGCCGCCAAAGAUUGGGAAAACAUUGACAAAGAGUGGAACACCGCUCUCCUGGACUUCUACAACUGUUCAUGUCGACAUUGCACACUCUGACUCGGCGACGGAACUGGAUAAUACAUCAGGUGGAGCAGCAAAUGAACCCGUAGCUCAGCAGCAGGUCGACAUCGAAGCACCUCUGCACUCAAUGGCGAUUUCUCAGACAUCCUCGGCUCUAUGGAACGAAUUCUUGCUCCCCGAAAGCCAAAUAGUCUUUUCGGGUGAACAAGUAUCGCACAACUAUGCUGGAGCGAUUCCAAACGAGAACAAGACGAGGGAAGACGCCUAUCACUCGCAGAGUCGAUUCACGUUCCGCACUACUCAGACGACUGAAAACUACGAAUGGUCUUUGACAAAUAAGAGCCGCCUUUUGCCCUCGCAAAUGAGUGGCGGUGGUGGCGAUUCAGUACAGAGCUCUCUUCGAGCCCCUUUCCCACCCACAUCUCAGACGGUUCCCGAGUCUCGAUGUCCUGGAACAAGGCGAACUCAGCGUACAUCGUUUGAGGAGAGCGCAGAAACCGAGUCACAAAACGUCUCUGAUUCGUCCAUCAUGCAUUUACCAACCUUUCAUAUUCCAUUGCGCCAACUUGUCAAGGUUUCGUCUCUCCUCGAGUUUUGCAACGAAGUUGGAAAUGACGAUCCAUUUGCUGCGGGAGGGUCAAGGACUAUUCCGGCUGUCCUGGUUGCUAUCAUGGACGUUGAUGCCCCAACUACCAUCACAUUGAAGAAGGGCCUCGACGCCGGAAAGGAAGUCGCGUUGUUGAAACUGGUGCUCGGCGAUCCAGAGGGUGGGAUGAUCAAGCUUACGGCAUGGCGAGACGCGGCAGAACGAUGGGGGACUGAAAUUAGAAAAGGGGAUGUUGUUCUCCUACAGAACCUUCAACUGACGCACAACGCAAUCGAAAACUCUACGAAUCUGACGGCCUCGGAUAAUAUGCGCUCCCAAGCCACCGUGUGCUACCGCACGAUGCCCGUCGUCGCCAGUGAUCGCAGAUACCGACCAGACCUUCGAGUUGCAGGCUUUGACAAGGGAGUAGCCAAGGUCAAACAAGUGGCUGAAUGGAUAGUUCAACAAGCGUAUAAUACUGGUACCAUCUAG